Molecule: messenger RNA, 759 nt
Organism: Papaver somniferum (opium poppy)
Lineage: Eukaryota; Viridiplantae; Streptophyta; Magnoliopsida; Ranunculales; Papaveraceae
Product: ATP-dependent DNA helicase PIF1-like
Exons: 1
Coding region: 1-759 (252 amino acids)
Source: RefSeq, a predicted model, not a curated record
AUGAUAAAGGUUCCGGAAGAGAUGGUCAUACCAUGGGUUAGUGAUGCUUCUUUGUCUGAGCUUAUAAAUGCAACAUUUCCAAACUUGGUGGAAAAUUCCAGAGAUAGAGACUACAUGGUCAAUAGGGCAUUGAUCACACCAUUGAACGAGUACGUCGAGAAGCUUAAUGACCGAGUACUUCAAAUCUUUCCUGGAAAAGAGGUUUUAUUCUACUCAUUUGAUUCUGUGGACGACAAUACUCACGGUCUUUACAAACAAGAAUACUUGAACAACAUUGCUCCAGGGGGAUUGCCAUCACAUAUUUUGAAAUUGAAGAUCGGUGCGCCUAUUAUGUUUUUACGGAAUGUUGAUGCAAAAAAUGGUCUAUGUAAUGGUACAAGGUUAAUAAUCAAAGAAUUCUUCCCAAGCUGUAUUGAUGCGGUUAUUAUUAGUGGGAACUAUAUAGGUACACGAGUUUUUAUUCACAGGAUGCCACUGGAGCCACCUGAGAAUCUGAAGCUCCCGUACAAGUUUAAGCGUAAACAGUUUCCGAUCCGUUUGUGUUUCGCCUUUACAGUCAACAAGGCGCAGGGGCAAACGAUCGAAAACACAUGUAUUUUUUUUCCUGAGCAUGUGUUCGGCCAUGGUCAACUGUACGUUGUUCUCUCGAGAGGAGUAUCAAGUAGCAACACGAAAGUAUUAAUGGCUAAAGGCACAAUUGCAAAGAAGAAGGGAACGUACACGAAAAAUGUUGUGUAUAAAGAAGUCUUUCUGUCUUAG